AUGUGGGAGCCUGGUCCGACGGUUUUCACCGACACCGGGGGGUCUUCUGACCUGUCUGCGGUGCAAGCGGACGAGGACUCUAGCUACAAGGCUGAGGAGACUUCGUUCGUUGGCUUCGCCGGAGAUGCGGUGGUCUUUAGCGAAGGGACUCUGUAUCUCGACGAUUGCAACUUCAGCGGCAGCUCUGCCUCGGUGCUGGUCUACUCGGAAGGGAAUUCCUCCACCGUCGUGCGGAAUGCCGUCCUGGGGGACUACAACUAUUUCGACGUGGCGGAGGCGGCUUCGACCGCGAACGUGAUCCCUACGGCCCACUCGCUGAUCAAUGUGAAUGUCACCUGCGAUGGAUGGAUGCCGUUCUCGUCGACCCCUCCCUGCAGCGAGGGGUCCCCGUGUAUCGACGGAGACCUCGGGGUGUACUGCCAGUGCUACACGCGGGAGUCUUCAAUUGCAAAGGGUUCCCCCUCCGAGACGUGCGUCACGGGAGACCCGGGGCUGCUUAGCCUCACAGUGCUGUCGGAACCCGCCGACGCCGUCUUCCCUACCAUGCUCGACGGAGAACUCCUCCUUACCCUUAAUGACGAUGAAACGGUCACCACCAGCAGCAGUGCAGGGGGCUCCGGGGUAGCCUUGUCGGCUGGGGCGGGAACGGAAGGCGGCGUGAUUUGGAACGUUUCGGCGUUGCUGUUGUCUUCGGAGGAAGGGUUGAUGGAGUGGACGGUAUUUCCGUCGACCGGUCUGCUGCUCCCGGGGCGGAGCAUCACACUCCACGUGGUGACCCUCCCCAGCGAAGACUUCAACGGAGAGGCCACCGUGAGCUUCCAGGCGGACGGGAUGUCUCCUCCCGCUUCUCUUGUCGCCAAGGCCGCCGCUGCUGUUGUCGUCCAGACCACUUCAUUGGCGGAUGAUGGGGAGGGGGAGAUAGCCGCUGCUUCCUUCGACGUGUCCUUCGUCCAUUGCGAAAGCGGGACAUACUGGAACAACUCGUGCGAUCCGGAAGGCGACUCCGUCUCUUGCUGCGAGCUGUGCACGGAUGUCGGUGGAGACGAAGAUGGGGUGAACUGCGAGAUUGACGGCGCGACGACCCGAACCCUCCCCGUCCAGCCGGGGUACUGGCGAGCUUCGCUGGAUUCCGACUACAUCCGCCAAUGCUUCAACGAGGACGCCUGCCAAGGUGGAAGAAUCGUCGCCAGCGAGCAGGAGUACUGCAACGCCGGCUACGAGGGGCCCCAGUGCGCCGUUUGUGCCUCGGGGUACGGCAGGGGGGUGGCCAACGCGUGCCACCUGUGCACGGCUAGCUUCAAGGGGGGCAUGUACUUUGUUCUUGGUGUUACGGCACUGCUGACGUUCUUCGUGGCCGCACUGCUAGCGGUGUACCUGGUGGGAGGCAGGGGCGCGGUGUCAAACACCUUGACCAACACCCGGGAAUGGGCAAGGACGCUACAGAGGCGCGGCUCCGGCCUGCUCCGCUGGGAGGGGACGACCCGCCGUUUUGACUUUAGAGCCAGCGGGGGGGGCAGCGAGGGUCACCCCACUAAGGGUAGCGGCGCUCUCAAGAGCGUCGGCGAAGAGAGCGAUGGCGGCGAAAGCGGCGGAACCGGCCGGUUCAUGGGGGUAUGGGGUCGCCGAAAGAGCGCCAGCAUCGGGGCCCCGCCUCCCGGCGCUACUGCGACCUCCGCUGCUGCGGCUACAGGCCCAUUGAGCUCCGUCACUGACAUUAAGGGUGGAGGGAGCAAGCCGGACUCUGCCGGCGCCGUGGGAGCCGGCUUUGUUCCCCCUGCUCGGAGCCCUGCCGCCGCCGCCGCUUGGGACGCUGCAGCCGGUAGCGCCCUUGUACACCCCACCAUGCGGCGGGCCGACAAAGAAGGGGAGGCGGACGCGAGCAACAACACAGUGGGGAGCAGCAGCAGCGGCAGCGGCCUACAAUCCUGUGCCGCGCCGGCCGUGCGGGGCCCCGGCAGCGGCGGGAAGGGGGCAUGCGGAGGGCAGCAGCAAGGAGGAGGUGGCGGCGACAGGAAGAAGAAGACGGCCGCGGCCAGGGUGGGGGAGAUGCUGGCGCGUCUGCCCCUGUCCAAGCUCAAGAUCGUCGUAGUCGUGUGGCAGAUAUCGAACGCGUUUGCGGAGAUCACGAAGGUGCCGUUCCCCCCGGUAUACGAGAAAUUCCUGUCUAUCAUCGGGAUAUUCUCGUUCGACCUUGGCUGGAUGAUGUCGGCGGCGUGCCUGACCGCGGGCAUCGACUUCUACGACAAGCUUCUGAUCGUCACCAUUGGACCCGUGGGCCUCCUCCUCCUGCUCGGCUUCACGUUUUACCUCGGCGCCCGGCCUGUCCGCAAGGGGAGGGUAAUUGACACGAGGGCCCGCAGCAACGCCAGCAGCAGUGGGAGCGUGAGUCCUCAUGCACCAGCAGCGAGCGAUUCUGCGCGCGGCACCGCUUCCGCUAGACGGGGGAAGGGGGCUUCGCGUUCUCCGAGGGCGGCGGCAGCGGCGGCGGCGGCGGCGGCGGAGAGGGCACGGCAGGGAAGGGCGAGGCCGUCUGCUAGGAGGGUCUGGAGGAACGGUCCCGGUGACGAGUCGGACCUGGAGCAGUCGUUUGACCAUUGACCUCGCAUCCCUACAAAGCCGGGACGGAGCAUGCCGGGUUCUCAC
Ectocarpus siliculosus is the source of this 2643-nucleotide messenger RNA. The record is from the annotation of a GenBank genome assembly. Lineage: Eukaryota; Phaeophyceae; Ectocarpales; Ectocarpaceae.